Messenger RNA from Frankliniella occidentalis (western flower thrips), 889 nucleotides. RefSeq lists its product as uncharacterized. Lineage: Eukaryota; Metazoa; Arthropoda; Insecta; Thysanoptera; Thripidae. The transcript has 3 exons. Bases 385 to 876 code for a protein of 163 amino acids. The record is from RefSeq and is a predicted model, not a curated record.
UUUAAAGGUUUCCAGUACUGUCCCCUUAAAACUCGAAAAAAUAAACGCGCGAUUUUAUCGUUAACAUGACGUGUGUCACGUCACGCCUGAUAGCUUUCAUACAUUACACGAAAGUGCUGUCCUUCAAAUCCGUUUCCCUGUAGUACACUCCCAUCGUUGUGAAAUUAUGAUACCGCCAUUAUUAACACGCCAUAUACCUAAAUCGUAGGCGCGUGCAGGCCGCAGGCCGCAGGUCGCACAUGGCUUAUGGCUUGGAUGGCAGCACAAACUUCAGUUUUGGACGGGGCAGAGUAGGAGGCCGGAGACUUCGUCCACCACCACCACGGACAAAACGGCUGGUAGGGCGUCUUUAAAAGUUGCCUUCAUGAGUUCCGCUUUACUUCAAUGGCAUUCGGCGUGAUCCAAGCCAAGAUGCCAUUCCUGCUUGUGGUCCUUCUCGCACUCUUGCGCCAGAAAAUAACCGACGGUAAAAAUAUCAACUCUUUCGCGGGGCCUUUCUCACUUUACGCCGAACGCUAUUACAUGUGUGAACUAAAUCGCUCGCUUCCGUGGGAAUGGUUUAUCCAUGCUUCUCGCUUCAACCCGUAUAAACCAAGAGAAAAUCAAAAACUAACCGGCAACUUCACGGCUAGGAAUUUGCCAGCUGAUGACAGUUGGUGGGGGACAAUAAUAUUGGAUCUUUGGGCAAAUAACCAAUGGAAGGAAAACGCUUUUGUUUUUACUAAGAAAAACGAUGCAUGCACGGCUAUAAAAGUUAAUAUCCCCGGCUUUUACGAACUAUUUAAUAAGAAGAGAGAAACUAAAGGCCGUUGCAUAAUCAAACAAGUAAGCACCUAUACUGCAGGUUUGCUCUCCUCACAAGCUAUUGUUUUCUAGUGUUUGUUUUUUA